GAAUUAUUGAAUAUUAAUACCAUAUUACACUGCUCUUAGUGAAUCAUUUGUAUCAUCACAAAUAAAAUUUUAAAAAUUGGGUAGCCUUAGAUUUGAUCUUUUUUUUAAAAUACUUUCUUUAAAACACAUUUGAUUCCUAAUUCCCAAACUUAAAUUGAAGGAAUAUGUCAUUCCUCAACAGCUUGAAAAGUAGGAUGAGUUCUUGCCAAUUUCUUAUUAAGUAAUUUAAAAUAUACCCAGAGCCUCUAUUUUGUAUUGAUUUUGAUAGCAUGGUUAGGUGAUGGUAUGGCCUUCUACUAUUAAGGUCAACAUGGACCAGCAUUUGUUGAGUUCUCAUGAUGAAAAGUGAUUUUCAUACAUUAUUAAUUCUGAGACCACUGGCAUAAGGGUAUUUUUAUCACUUUCAUUUUACUAGUAAGGAAGCUGGAGUUAAUAACAGUGUUGCAACGUUAGUGGCAGAGCCCAUGCUCUUAAGUAUCAUGUUGCUCUAUAUCCAUAUUUAGUGUAACAAAGAUCUAUGCACAAUCUGCUGAUAAUUACAUCACCACACUUCUUAGAAUACAGUGGGAAUGGUUAUAUACGUAAGCAUGGUUAAUAUUCAUUCAAUACACAAUGGUAAUGAUGUACCUGGUGGAUUAUGAAAAUACUGCAAAUUUUUAUAAAUCAAAAUUAGUUGUUGCUCCAUAGUGCUCCCUCCCUACCACUCAAAGUCUCUCCCCAGUACCUCAACAGGUCUUCCAUCAUUAAAAACUAGAAGAUUCUUGAUUGCCUGGUAUUAGCAGGAACCAACAACAGCAUGCCCCUGUGCUCAGGCCCAGGUUGUUUCUGAAUGGCUGAUUUGGUCAAUUGAUUGCUAUAUAGUUUGAAAUCAUCCCUGCAUGUCAGUGUUUAACUUGAGGAGACAGGUAUCAUGAUUUGUCAACUAACACUGCUUAAUCUGCUGAAGUAAAAGCACACAGUGUGAAGAUGAACAAGGAUUCAGCUAGAGAUUUUUUUUUCAGUUCUUAGGAGAAUUGAGAGUGAACAUGGAAAUUCAGUCAUCUCAAUGGAAGUGAUGCAGGGCAGUCAAGCCCCCAAACUGGGACUUAGCCUGGAAGGGUUCUUGGCUUCACCCAGAAAAGACCUCAAGGGUGGCCCACUGGUAAAAGAAAGCAAUGUUAUUAAGUGUUCAGUAGAGGUGUUUCUCCUUGCAUAGCAGCACUAACCCAUAGGCCGUGUCUCCAGAGUGGCAGUAUAUGGGCUAUCAGCUAGUUAUAUUGAUACUCACUCUUAGUUACAUGCCAAUUAAGAGAAGGUCAUUUAGAACUUUCUAGAAAAGAGAUGGGGAGUUGCUGGAACUAUAAAAGGUAAGUUUUGAGAUGUUGCUAUGGUGCAUUGCCAUGGAAUUUGUAAAUUGUCAUGGUGCUGGAGGGAAGUGGGAGUGUCUUCAUGUUAAUGAGCAGUUAGGGCAACUAGAGAUUCCUUUUGCCACCAUCUCCAGGCUUCACCUGGCUUCCUCAUUGACCAGAUCCUACUCCAAUUAGCAUGCUCAGAACCAGAAAAAAAGUGAGGCCUAUCUCCUACCUCAAGCAGGCCUUGAUGAAUUCUAAAGAGCCCAAACCAUUAUCCACUUCCAAGGCUGGCAAAAUACUCCUAGAGUCUUAAAUCCUUUGUUCCUGAGAAAGUACUGUAAAAACGGGUGGGUGGCAAUAUGUAAAUUCUUGGUAUAUAAUCUUGGUUUCCAAGUGAGACAGGAAACAAGGAUACUUCACCGAAUCCCAUACACUCAUGGCCUACUUAAGAAGGUUGGCUGAGUCUCUCUAAACUUAGAGCCUCUGUUUACUUUUAUAUGUGUUUCUGCCCUUGGAAGGCAAAUUAUCCUCAUUUCGAUGCAUUUUCAUUUUUUUUUUUACAGUAGUAGCUACUAUCUUUUGGCAUUAUCUAUAAGAACAUAAUUGAUAACAACAAGGUUGUGUUUUGUUAUCUGCCACAGGAUGUUAAAAGAACAGAAUGUCAGUCACUGAAGUGAGCAAAGUACUUAUUUGAAAGUACUUAAAAACUUCUACAGCAAGUCCUUUCAAACUGUGAGACUUGUAAACAUUCAAAGGAAUGUGAAGAUCUCUGAGUCUAUAUGGAUAUAAUAUAUACUUAUUUCUUCAGAAAUUGAUUAAAAUGCCCAAUGAAUUUACCAAUUUUUAUAAAAAGAAUGCACCCAUACAGGCAGUAGAUGAGACAUGUUAUUCAAUUUUCAUAGGAGUUUACUUUAGCAAUAUGAAAAAAAAUGCCAGAUAAUGAGAAUAAAAGUACCAAACUUUAUGAUGAAUAACUAUGAUAAAUUAUAGAUUUAGGAUGAGUUUCCUCAGCCUCUGUUUGCUGGCAAUGACAGUGCUAAGUCUAAAGAGAUACUGAGGACAGUAGAAAGUGUUUUUCAAGUAAAGAACCUUGAUUUUAGAAAAAAACACAAAAAUGUAUGGCCCUAUUUUCAAAUACUGUAGAUAGAUCAGACAUGAUUUACAUAACCAUUUACUUUGUUUCCUAAACUGUACCUACUUCUCAGUAACCAACUGUAAAUAUAUUCACUUUCUUGAUACUCAGCAAUGCUUGCUUACCCGAGCACAUGCAGACACUAUUUUUUGGAGGUAGAUAUGUCAAUGUUUUCUAUUCAGUAUUUUUACAUUAUUGCUACACUUAUACAAGUCUCUCCUUAAAGCUCAGCUAGCCUUAGUUACAGUUCUUUGAGCAAAUUUUUAGAACAAUCAAUAAUCAAAAGAAAAAUAUUGAAAAAUAGUGUGCACUUUUCGCUACUGGCUAAACGUAACUUUUUCACUUUAGUUGAAUCAGGGUUGUUUUAGAGAUAAAUUGGGAUGUGUCUAGAAAAAUAACAACUCAGUUAUUUUAGGCUGUUUGUGUUCUUUCUGGAUGACAGAGUAACUUCAGUUUUAAGGGUCAGAUGUUACUAUUAGCCCUCAAGUUUUGUGCUUGUUCUUUUGUUGUCCUGGAACUAUCUUUUAUCAGUAGAACUGGAAAUAAAUUAGGGCUUGACAUGUUCUUUUCAUGGAUUGAUUGUAAUGUAUCAUUGUGAAGGCGUCUGACUUGCUAUUGGCCAAGAGGUGACUAAGGAAUCGGGGAACAGACAGUGAUAUACACCACUGCGUGACUGCCAUCCUGUCUGUUUUUAGUAUGAUUCCACAAAUUUGAUUUUGAUGCAUCGAACUGAGUUUAAACACACUGAUACCUGAGUGCUGAAAACAUUGAGACAUGCUGAAAAUAAACUGUCGCCUCUUACUAUCUUUUCAUGCAUGUACACACACACACACACACACACACACGCACACUCAUAUAUCCAUUUGACUUCGUUUCCUAUUAUAAAGCCAAGUUGCCAUUCUAAAAGAGCAUAUUGACCUGUUUUCCUCAUACCUCCAAGUUGCCUAAACUUGCAUGUUUCUCUUUUAUUGAUUGAUUGAUUGAGAGAGGCUCCUCCAGGCUGUAGUGUGAUGGGGUGAAUACUGCUCACUGCAGCCUCUACUUCCUGGGUUCAAGUGAUCCUCCUGCCUCAGUCUCCCAAGUAGCUGGGUGUAUGUGUGUGUGUCACUUCACCCAGCUAAUUUUUUUGUUUUUAUUUUUUGUAGAGAUGGCAUAUCACCAUGGUCUUAAACUCCUGGGCACAAGCGUUCCCGCCUUGACCUCUCAAAGUGCUGAAAAUAUCGUUGUGAGCCACCACACCCAGGGCCCAGGCUCCUUUAUUCUUUAAAAGAGACACUUGUUAGAAUAACCUUUUCAAAACACAAAUUCCAAUGUGUCCUUCCAUUAUUAAGAAUUGGAAGUGGCUCUCUGUGGUCUGUUCCAUCAACUAAAAUCUCAGACUGGGUUGUAAGACCCUUCUUUAUCUCUGGUCUUUCUAUUUACAGAAACAUUUCCACUAUUUUUUCAUUGUCUGCAGGACUCAGGCAGGCUUCCUUUAUUUCCUUCAGAACAUCUUAUAAUUUAGGAGCUAAACAUGUCAUGGCUAAAGUAGAUAGGGUGGGACACUAACAAUUACAGUAAAAUUCAAAUCUCGUAAGCUUAUUAUAUUUUAUGGGUACAUAUUUGUUUUACCUUGACUUUAGGUGAUUAAUUUGAAAAUUAAUUAAUUUAACAAAUGCUUAUGGAACACAUAAUAUCCACAGAAACAUUGCCAGACACCUAGGGAUACAAUGCAGAGUAAAAGUAGUCAAGUGUCUGACUUUCUGGAGUUUAUGUUUUAUCCUGAGGUACUAAAAUUUUAUAAUUCCUCACAGAAAUAUACAGUUGUAACUCUCAUAAACAUGGUAAAGGAUGACUAAGGGGAUGUGGCCUACUCAGGAAAAUCAGAUCAAAACUUUCCUAGAAGAAAUUGGAGAAUGGAUCAAAAUUAACUGAAUGACAAGAGGAGAUUAGUAUAUGCUAGACAGAGAAAAUGUGAUUCAUAAAAAUGUUAUUAGAAAAAUGAGAUAUUGCACAGGAUGUCCUAUAGCAUUUAUUUGUCAUUAUUACUAGAAAAGCAUCUUCAAGCAAAUAGUCCUGUAUUCCUGCUUAAUAACCACUCUAAAUAUGAAGUUCGAGACAUCCCAACAUUUUUUGAGAAAUAAUGGAUCUGCAUGUUGGGUUUGAAUAGCUUGUCUUAGUUUUUCAAAAAAAUUGAGUAGAAUAGAAAUUACUUGACUGUAACAAAUAUGGAAAAGCCCAAAGAAGUAAGUGACAAAGUGUGGGUUAUGUUAAUUUUACAUGCAAAGGGUGUAGGGCAUUCCUGAGUUCAGUGGUGAAUAACUGAAGAUGAAAUAAAGUUUUAGAGAGCAGCUACACUCCUAUUCCACUCUGAUGAGAGGAAGAACAUUUCCAUUGCCUCUUGUGUUGAUUAAGACCGACAGAAAUGAGUGGACUUCAACGCAUGCAGUAAAAGGGUGUUUGAAAAAUGGAUCAUCUCUGAGUCAGGCCUGGAUUUGAAUCCUGGUGCUGUUAUGGAGUGACUUCCCCAUUGGAAAAUAGAAACAACACUAACAGGAUUAAUUAAUAUUUGUGUAAGUGCUCAGCAUAAUACCUUCAACAUAGCCAUUUCCACCAUUAUUUUGUGUUUUUCUUAACCCUCAUUCCUUCCUUUCUCAUUGUUAACAUGAAUUUUAAAAUUUAGUGUGCCUAAAGCAGGGAAGGACAGAAAUUGGCAGAUGCCUGAUUAUUUCAGUAUUUUCAUUCCUCUUUACCAGCUCUCAAUACUGUCUCUCCUUUUUGUUUACUCAAGUUUACUAAGUAUACCUGACAGAAAAUUGUAUAUAUUCAAAGUAUACAAUGUGAUGUUCUGAUACAUGUAGACAUUGUGAAGUGAUUCAUACAAUCAAGCUAAUUAACAUAUGUAUAACUUCACAUAGUUAACUUUGUGUGUGUGUGAUGAGAAUAUGGAAAAUCUACUCUCUUAAAAAUUUCAACUGUAUAAUACGUUAUUAUCUGUAACUAUAGUUACUGUGCUGUGCAUUAGGGUUCCAGAACUUAUGCACCCUUUGAACAACAUGUCUUCAUUUCCCCGUCAUCCUUGGAAAUCUUCUACUCUAUAUUUCUAAGCUCCAUUACCUACUCCCACCUCCCCACAUGAUGAAACAGGGAAACAGUGCUGCAGGCAUACAGUGACAACAGGACAUCAGGAAAUGCCCAAGAAGUUUGUUAGGUGCUGUGUCAUGAAUCAAGUCUUCAUUUUAAUGUGUUCUAAUUGUUGUAAAACAAGAGGGAAUGGUAUUUGGAAUUUAGCUAUAUUUAUCUUCUCAAUCAAAUUCUACUUCAGAGGUGGUUGACCAGAUUGACACCCUGACCUCUGACCUACAGCUGGAGGAUGAGAUGACUGACAGCUCCAAAACGGACACGCUGAAUAGUAGCUCAAGUGGCACAACAGCCUCCAGCCUAGAGAAGAUCAAAGUGCAGGCUAAUGCACCGCUUAUUAAACCCCCAGCACACCCAUCUGCUAUCCUCACGGUCCUGAGAAAGCCAAACCCUCCACCACCUCCUCCAAGGUUGACACCUGUGAAGUGUGAAGACCCCAAAAGGGUGGUUCCAACUGCCAAUCCUGUAAAAACCAAUGGCAACCUUCUACGAAAUGGAGGCUUACCAGGUGGACCUAACAAAAUUCCAAAUGGAGAUAUCUGCUGCAUACCCAACAGUAACUUGGACAAGGCUCCAGUCCAGCUUCUGAUGCAUAGACCUGAAAAAGACAGAUGUCCCCAGGCAGGGCCUCGAGAACGAGUUCGGUUUAAUGAAAAAGUACAGUACCAUGGCUAUUGUCCUGACUGUGAUACCCGGUAUAACAUAAAAAACAGGGAGGUCCACUUACACAGCGAACCUGUCCACCCACCAGGAAAGAUUCCUCACCAAGGCCCUCCCCUCCCUCCUACACCCCAUCUCCCUCCUUUCCCACUAGAAAAUGGGGGAAUGGGAAUAAGCCACAGUAACAGCUUCCCCCCUAUCAGACCUGCAACUGUGCCUCCUCCCACUGCACCAAAACCACAGAAGACGAUCUUGAGGAAGUCAACCACUACAACCGUGUGAUGUAUGCCAUUAAAAAAAUUGUUUUUUUAAUUUUCUAUAUUAUAAACAUAAAAUAAGUAAUGAGCACUUUCUACUCAAGCAAUAAAAAGCCCAAAUAUAUUAAUCCUGCAUUCAGCAAAGUGGCAUAAAAAUCACCUGGUAAGUAUGCAGCACAUUGCUUAUAUCCUGGGUAUGCAUUAUUUUAAAUGUUGUAUCAUUAAAAACCUCAGAAUGAUGAAAAAUAUGAAUGAUGCAUUGUUUUUGCAAUUGACCUAUGACAAACUGUGAACCUGCAGAUUUCACCUAUUUUGAUUUACUAUAAGAGCUGGGAUUUGAUUCAUUUUAUUUAUGCCUAAGUCAUCUAUGCAUUAACAUGUCAUAUUCUUAACUUUGAUCUAAUGCUUUUUACUAGGAAAUUUUAAUACUGAAGGACUAUUUUAUUAUUUUUUUCUAAAGAUGUUUGUCACUAGUUUUUCAUUAUUAAAUGCUGAGGCCAAUACCAAGAAGUUUAUUUUCUAUAUUAUACAAUUAUGAAUUACAUGCUCAGCUAUAUAUGUAAUAAAAUACUUUGGUCUGUGGAAAUAUUGUUAAAUCAAUAAACAAUAGUAAAUAAUGACAAAAGCAAAUGUUCCUCAGAAUUAAAAUGAAGUAGUGGUUCAUUUAAUCUCACUUAACAUUCCUCAAUAUGGGCAGCAAAUCUGACAGAGUUUGGAGAAGUUACAGUGAGUGUAUAUCAGAAUUUUCUAAAUGAAAUAUCAUAUUCCACAUCUUAAAUCAAAAUUUACACACUACAUAUUUUAUACUUCCAUUUGGUACUUCAAGAGCCUUCUGUUGAACUCUCCCUAUGUUGCCAAGCCCUCCUCAUACUCAGCAUUCUUCCAGGAUGUAUCCUAAACUAUUAUAUUGAGGCUGUAGGGUGUUUUGCCUCCUGCAUUAGCAAGCUCUCUGCCUCCCCAAGUGGACCCACAUUUAUAGGAGAAUUAUAGGGGGAUAUCUGAAUGCUUCUGGUAUCAGGAUGUGUUCAGCAUUUGGCAUAAGUUUUUCCCCCUCAGAGUUGAAAGAUACCAUGGGCUGUUGCUGUCUUCUAAAAGAAAGAGAAGAAAUCUUUCCUUCUAACAUCAAAUAAAAAUCCUCCUCUUCCGUCUUAUCUACCAACUUAACAAACUUUACCCACCCAUGGUCCAAAUUUAACUUCCAAUUUUAUUAAUUUCAACUGAUGAGAUAUUUUGUCCUGGAGCUGGAAAUGAGUUUCUCUCCCCUAGAGUUAUGAUGAGGACAGGUUCCUGAAAACAAAAUUGGUUCAUUAGUGGUAAGAGUAGGGGGAGUCAUCUUUUGUGGAAAUGUAUUUAUGGCAUAACUUGAUAAAGAAUCCAAUGACUUUUAUGAAUAGUUGGCUUUUGAUCUCAAAACUGUAAUCUUUGCACAGGCAGAUAGCCUUCAAUCGUAUUUCUUUCCUGCCUUUUUCAAGCUAGAUCAUGGUAAUUUGAAUAGUGUUUUUGACAGCUUCCUAUUAAAAAUGAUUAUAUAUUUUAGAUGGAAUACAAAAAGAAAAUAGGCCUUAUUUUUUGAAGGAACAAUCAAAUGAGUAAAAAACAGAAUGUCAUGUUAAAUAUUUACUCAGCAUGCGUUAUGUUUCAUAGGUGUUGGACAUGAAGAUAAUGAAAGCAAAAUAAUCCGACUUAAACUAAUCAGAAAGUUACAAAACAUAGAUCCAUAAUCAAGAAAGACCAUAAUCUAAAAUUUGUUAUCUGUAUUAUUAAUAUGUUUAAUAGAUAUGAGCCAGGUAAAUUAUAGACUUAUUAAAUACCAAAAUAAUGUGUUCUUAACUUUUUAAUGCAUGCAUUUAGUCUUGAUAUAAAUAAAGCCAGGGUUUUAUCAUAUUUCUAGGGUUAAAUAAUUACUUCCUUUCACAUGUCUAUCAAAAGCUAGACCGUUCAAUAUUAUAAACAGUUGUAGAAGACAUGCAGUUUUCUUUCUUCAACUCAUCUUUCCUCUUCCACCAGUUACUGUGACCUAAUAAUCACCCUAUAGUUUAAGACUGUGACACUUUUUGAUGUCGGGGAUCCAAGCCUGAUCCCAAGGUAGAGCUUUCUAGCAACCACACAUCACCUACAGAACAGAUAAUUUCCUUGCGAUAAAGCAAGAUGAAUAAAUUUAAUCGUUCAAGCUGGUUGAGUAAGGAUAUUGAGCCAGACACCUAGAAACAAUCUCAGUGUUCCAAAUCCGUUUCUCUUUCUCUAAGUAUAGGCAAAGCUUCUACAUGAAAGACCAUAUUUUUCUGUGUGAUUGGUGACAUAUACCAAAACUACACUUGUUUUUAUUCAACACAUAAAUAACUAACUAACUGCUGGCUUAGAAAUGUGAGUUAAAUACCAUCCCCCAAAUGUUAUAGUUUUGACCUUGCUAAUAAGGACCUUACUCUUUUAUGACAGUUUAUUUAUAAUCAACAUUUAAUGUUAGAUUACAGCACUCUUAGGACUUAUUUUGAAUUUAUUUACUCCAUGCUAUUUCAUUUUUUAUUAAUGCAUGGAAUAUAUUGUGCCAAUAUGUUUUCUUGCCCAAGUGAUAAUAUUGCCACAUUCACUGGAACUUAGUUAUAUUUUUGCAUAUAUACAAACUUGUAAAACAGAAAGCAAUUAACAUAGAGCGUCAUAAUAUUUGUCUGCAAACUUGUAAUUAAAGUGUCAUAAGUGGCAGCACAGUUUUUGCAAUCAGCCAACAUUGCUUCAAAAUGUAAAUGUUGAAGUGCAAGCUCUACACAUCAUCCGUUAAAUCAUCAUAAAAUAUAGUACAUAUUUCCUCUUCCUAAAGACCAUAAACAGAAAUGUUUUCCUCAAAUACUUGAAACUACGUUUUGUUAACAAUGUGCAUUUGAACACUUUUAUUUACACAUAGCGUUUAUCACAGAGCCAGCCUUCAUACUCCUUUGAAGGUGAUGUUUCCACAAAAUGUAAAAUGGUAAUACAUUUCAUUUUAAAUAAAAUAAUAUGAUAAUAUCCAUACUGUAAAAAUAGGACAUAUUUCAAAAGGCAUGGUAAUCAUUAAUUAAAUUGGAAUAAACAGGGUGUUUUGGUUUUUUUUUUUUUUACUUUAGACAAAGAUUUUCCCAUUUUUGCUUUGUUGUAUUUCUACUGAUGAAAGUUGAAAAGAAAAUAAAAAUUGCCCAAAGUUAUCUUCCACCUACCAAUAGUUAUAGCAGUUAUAAAGGGAAAUGAAACACAUUUUUAAGGUCAUGCUUAAGCCAAAUCUAAAAAUAUGUUCACAAAAAUACAAGGGCAUACAAAAACAGAAAUUUUUCACUCUUCUGAUUUGACGUUAUUAUAUCCAUUUCUUCCCUCAUUCAUUGAAUAAUAUUGGAAGAAAUGAAUCUACUAUCAGCAGAAGUGUUUUAAUUAACCUAAAUUAUCCUGUGUUUGAAUUAUAACUGCAUCCUAAUUAUUAAAUGAAUAAAGGAAUAUGAUACAGUCGAUAUGGCUUUCUGUGGACAGAUCAGCAUGACUAGAGCAGCAGCUACUCACAGUCUCUGAAACUAUACAAGACCUUGAAUCUACAGAGUCUAACUAUAGCUCUUUUUGGGUGCUCUUUGAGGAAAAUCUGCGUAGUUCUGCAUAUAAUUGCACAAGGAAUGGUGUGAUCAAGUCAUGAAUCACUGCCGUGACUGAAUUUUUUUUCCAUGGAUUCUAUGUGAUAAUGCGAUGCUGAGUCAUGUAAUUAUCCUGAAGAUUUCGUUACUUGCUUCUAAUUCUCUGUCCCCAGCACAUUUUGCUAUAGCCUAUGUUCCAAGUUGUAGCAAAAGUUUACAUUGUAAUAUACUUUGAUAAAAUACUGAUGAUUUCUAACUGGGGAAAUGAUUUAUGAGCAAUAAAUUUCUAUAAAAAGCCAUAUCACGAAAGUAGAUAAAGUGCACAGCAUCAAUUACUAGACAUUUUCACAAAAUCACAUCACCUUUUCUGGGUCAAUGUGUAACUGCGAUAAGUUUAAAUGUUUACAGUAAACAUUUUGGAGUCUUCGAAUUCUUCAAGUUACAUGAUUCUGAAAUAAUGGCAGAUGUGAUGCUGCGAUUAGGGCACACAGUAGUGUUGAACAUAAAACUGCAGUUAGCCUUAUCUUGAAUCAGGAGUAGCAAUUAUGUAGGCUGUCAUUUCAUUUGAAGCACUUGUAUUUAUCAUUCUGAUCUAUUGGGGAAAAAAAAUCUGAAGUGUAAUAUAAAGAAGCUUUACAAAUAACUCUCUUUAAAAUACGGUUAAAUCGACAUGGUAGGUAUGGAAUUGUGUAAAGACAAAGGGAAAAUAAGGAGGAAAUAUUGCUUAUAAUUUAUAACUUCUAGACUCAUCAAAUGUAGGUAUAUAUAUUCUUUCUCAAAGUUAACAUAUCUCUAAUACUAAUAUAUAACAUGGGAAUUAGUACACUUAUUUACAAAUGUAGAAAUUCCAGACCUCAGUUUCAAUAUUCUGCCAAAAUUUGCCCCUUGGUAAGUGUUGGGCUGGCAUUUUGUGCUGCCAGCAUGACUCAGCAUGCUUUUUCUCUCCACAAUAUCGCCACUUAAUUGUGUUCUUCAUAGCCCCGAACUUCGUAAAUCUUUCCUUUAUUCUGAUCAGUUAUUUUGACGCUUGAAAGGGGUUACCUAAUGUUGUUUUGACAUUCUUUAUGUGUUUGAUCUUUGCAGAAUAUGAAGGGAUUUCAGGCAAUUUAGCUACCAUCUAAAAUGAAUCAGCUGCUGAAUAAUGAAAGCUUCAUUUUCUCAUGUAUUAUACCAGUGGCUUCACCUUUUAGUUUUUUUUCUCUAAGUUCAAAGACUAUUAUUUUGGAUCUUUUCCCUAAGAAGUUCUGAUUCCACAGAAUUAUGCCAUUGACCCUGACUCUGUCACUAUCAUACACUGGUGUUUCAUUUGUGAAUUUCAUCUAUUUAACAUUGACCCCUAAAGCCAAAAGUAGCAAUAGAUCUGCUCCAUGGAACCUCUAAAGAGUGCUUACAACUCUCUCUAAUAAAAGCAUUUCUAUACUUUUGUUAUUAGGCUAUGGAUAUGAUUUCCCUCUAUUUCAUAAUAUAAUUGUCAAUUAUCCUAACCAAUCAAAGGGAUUUUAGACCAGCUAAAUAAAACAAUGUGUGCCUCAAGUGGGUCAGGGUUCAUGGCAGCAAGACACAUGCUAUCUAAUCCUUAUCAAGGGCUUACUUUAUUCUAAACACUCUUCGAAGGGUUUUACGUGAAUAUAAAACAUCAUUUCCUCAAAACAUCUUUUUUUCCUUCAUAACGACCCAAUGUCUUGGACACAAUUAUUAUCCACAUUUUACAUAUGAGAAAACUGUGGUAUUGGAAACUGGCUGCCCAUGAUCUUAGGGCCAACAAGUGGUCAAGCGGAAUUAUAAGUCAGGCAGUCUGCCUCCACAAUCCAUAUUCUUCACCAUCUUUCAGCACCACCUAAAAACAUCGAUCCUGCAUUGUGUACAGGUAAUCUGUAGAGCUGAACAUCAUCGUUUUCUGGAAUUUGCCUUAGAAGGCUGUUGGGAGAUAUAACGUAGAAAACUAAACGUAUUUCUGUGUUAGCCAAGAUAGACUAGGCUGUAUGCUAUGGUAACAAAUAACCCCAGUAUCUCAAAAACAUCUGAGUUCUUUGUUAUGAACUCUGUCAGAGUUCACCCUGAGCCUGGGAGGAUCUUUAGAGCAGGAGUCUCACAAGUAGUCAUUCAAAAGUAAAGACUGUGUUGACUCUGGGAAUCCAGCAUUCUCAUUGAGGAUCAUCACAACAUAGAAAGGGGCAACUGGAGAAUCUUACUGGCGCUUUUACAUCAGUUAAGAUUUAUGCACCAAAGAUUGGUGCUUUGACGCCCUUGCAUGUGUCAUUGGCCAAAGCUAGUCACAUGGUCUUGUCUGUAGUCCCCUUGCCCAGAAAUGGAAGGAGAUGUGCAUAUGGGUGUGGGCCCAAGUCAUACCCAUCACAGUUUCAAAGGAGUAAUUUUUUAGUGUUUGAAUAAUUUGAAUAUUUUAUAGACUCUUGAAGACUUUCUUUUUAUAUUACCUAAUGUUCACUUAACCUCACCAUAAACUAGGAUGCCAUUUUAUUUUAAACACAGAUAGAAAUGAAUCUACUAUAACCCUGCUAAAAGCUUAGUGGGGGGAAUUAACAACAUUUAAUAUGAUGAGAAUUGAGUUUUAUUACAACUUUUAACAACCAUAUUUGAAUUCUGUCUGAGAAUAGUCACCAACAGGCAUUUUUAAUUUAAACACUUUAGAAUUGCAUACUAAAUUUUCAGUUGUCAAGUUUCUGAAUAAAUCUUUCAAUUAUAAUUAAGUUCCUAAAUGAAUUGUCCCCCAAAUAUUACAUAAACCUAAAUUGAAGAUACAUACUUAUCUCUCCAGAAUAGCCAAAUAAAUAUCAUGACUUACUACAGAAAUUUAGGACCGUGAUGAUGUAAAUUAUGAUAUAUGUAUAUAUAAUAUUAAUCUAGAGGACAAUGUAUUUGGAUAAAAAUAUCAACUCGAAACAAGAAAGCCCGUGUUUGAGUCUCAGUCCUUCUAGAUCUUAAGUGCUCCUGAUAGAAUUACUCAACCAGGUUUGAGAUUUGGUUUAAAACGUAGAUAAUGGUGCCACUCUUUCCACCUAAUGGGGAUGUUGAGUCAUUAAGUAUGUAUCCUGAGAUCACCUGGACUCCUCCAUUACAAUGUAAUAAACAAUAUCAACAGAAGGAUGCUACAAUUACAUAAACCCCAGAUGAACUUCUAAGGCAAUGGGACUACAAGCUUCAGUUCUUUCCUAGACAGCAAUGCUGAAAUGCAAAAUGGAUGAGGCAAAACGGAUAUGCAAUUUCAGAAUUCAACAAGUCUGCAGGCUUCAGAGUUACUGAAUAGACAGAGCCACUAAAUUAUUCUACUUCAUUCUUUGUAUAGGUCAGAAACGUCUCCCAAACUUUUAUAAUAUCUUCUAGAUUGGUGCUAACUAGACUAUGUAUGGUCUCAUAGGAAAUUACUAUUUACUCAAUGUUUUGCUUUAAAUUUUACUGUGUUAUUUGCAUGGGAUAAAAGCUCUUCUGCUAACACAGAGUGGGUUACACACAUAGUUAAGGUCAGUUGUAUCUUCUGUUUCCUUUAUUUACUCAAACUUCAAUUCUUUCUCAACUCAUGUCUUUCUUGUAGUAACAUUUAUAGAAAUGAUAUGUAUUACCCCUGCUUAAUUUUAUCUAAUCCUUCACAAGGUCGUGGUCCUGUACUCGUUCCUCAAAUUACAUGGUUUCACACAUUUUAUUUCUAAAUAUUUAUUUCUCUGGUAACAUUAAUUGUCUAUCUUCUAUUACCACCCAGUUUCCUAACAAUUUCACCUGUAUUCCUCCUUUGAAGGACACCACCUGCCAACAUGUUGUUAUGAGGUCCUAAUUACUUAAUGAAUGUGAAAAUACUAAGAGUAAAACCUUGAACAAAUACAAAUCAUUCUUAUUAAUUUGUGACACUUCUUACCAAAUUACUCGUGUUCUUUGUUAAUAUGGUGGAUUGUUUUUUAUUUGCCUUAGUUGAUGCUAAUGAUAUUGUUUUCAUCUUAUUUAUAAAGUAAUCAUUUUACUUAGAUAUUUUUGUAGUUUAUAUUAUCAGGUAAGCCUAAUAAUUCUCUUAGAACCUUACCAAUUCAUCUGUAGAAGUCUCAUUUUUGAUGGAUUACAUUUUGUGAAUUAGAAAGUCGGCAAAUGAGCAUGAUAGAAUUCUAAGAAAACUGAAACAAAAAGCAUGGUUUAUUAAACUGUUUUGACAAGUGUAGCCUAGUUUUAAUUACAAUAACUUGUAAUAGCACAUGAAUAAAUGUAUUUAGAGUAUAAUUCGUGAAAGUAAUUAAAGUCUAAUACACUAGUCAUCUUUACAUCUUCUAAAAAUAUUCAUACAAGAAUAAACCAUCUUUUGUUUUAAAAAAAUAUCUAGGUUUGUGGUUUAAAACUUAAUUUUUCAGUGAUAUUUUAAAAAUUCUGACCAAACAUAAAAGUUUGUGAUAUAUUUGAAUACAUAUUUCAGUGAAGUGCAUUUCAAAAGGACUGAGAACUGGAGUCCUAUGGUUACAGUGAUUUAUGGUUUCAUACAUUCACCAAUAUGAAUAUUGCCAAUAAAAGUCCGAAAAUAUCAUCUGGCACUAUUAUUUUCUACCCGUUCAAACCACCCUUUAUGACAAAAAUGGAGUAUUUGGAUUGAUUUAUUUUAUCUUUUUUAAAAACUUUAUAGUUGUAUCAAAUAAUGACUAUAUCUUAUGUGAUAUUGAAAAUACAGUACUGAAGUUCUGGGCCUUAUAAAACAGAUUUUUUUCUAAGUGGACUUAUCAGUUAUUAGAGAAUUAAUAUUAAAAUUAGCUCCUCCAUAUGACUUCUCAAUAAUUUUUCUGAUUACCUAAACUCCAAAUUUCAGCUAUAGUUAGCUUUUCAAUCUCUCAUUUUUUUAAAUCUAAGUAAUUUUAACUUUUUGCCAUGUCUUCCUUUGUAAAGUCAUUCCCAAUGACUGUCCUCAGAUGGGCUUUUAUAAUCUCCCUUCUGAAAGUUGCAUUUCCCACCUGCCUGCUCACUUGACCUCUUGCCUUAGUUUCUACUCCAUCCUGCCAAUACCCAAUGGAGAAACUUUCCUCUCGCCAUUUCAUCUCAAUCCAAAAAUUUUGAUGGUUUAGGACUAUCUGCUAUUUAAAAUUCUUACGUCUGGUCUUGGCAGUCCUAACAAAAACACUUCAAAGUCUAUCUUAAUAAUCUCCCAAUCUAGCGACCCCAAUACUGAGAAGGCUGCUCCAGCUGAGUAGUCUAAUUACUGUUCCCCUGACAUGCCUUGCUGCACCUUUUCCUGGAUUUAUGGCCCAGCCUGAAAUAACUUCAUUUUGUAAGCCUUGCUUUGUAGAUUUUCACCAUUUA
Pan troglodytes (chimpanzee) is the source of this 15370-nucleotide messenger RNA. It is a transcript of the gene PRR16, whose product is annotated as proline rich 16. The transcript has 4 exons. Gene Ontology annotation, biological process: positive regulation of translation; positive regulation of cell size. The coding region runs from base 5821 to 6525 and encodes 234 amino acids. The record is from RefSeq and is a predicted model, not a curated record. Lineage: Eukaryota; Metazoa; Chordata; Mammalia; Primates; Hominidae.